Molecule: messenger RNA, 2981 nt
Organism: Scophthalmus maximus (turbot)
Lineage: Eukaryota; Metazoa; Chordata; Actinopteri; Pleuronectiformes; Scophthalmidae
Product: adhesion G-protein coupled receptor G2-like
Exons: 15
Coding region: 438-2066 (542 amino acids)
Biological process (GO): cell surface receptor signaling pathway; adenylate cyclase-activating G protein-coupled receptor signaling pathway
Cellular component (GO): membrane
Molecular function (GO): G protein-coupled receptor activity
Source: RefSeq, a predicted model, not a curated record
CCCCCCCCCCCCCCCACCACUUUUUUUUAAUAGCUCCACCACAGCGAGAUUUUUCAGUGUGCUACUCCCCUCGGUUGGCGGGAGCAGAGACAUGCAGCCAUGAACCUAUGUAAAAGUGAUGAGCAGUAUAUGGAGCGAUGGACUGCUGCGAUCAACUGGCUUCUACGCAGAACCAUAAACGAAUGCUGAAUGUGUCUACAAAAUAUAUGUGCGGUGUCUAAAGUUGAGUAUAAUCUUUGUGAGAAACUGUAGGAUUCAGUGGCAACAGAGGCAAGACAGUGAUCCUUUUGUUCACCUUCUGUCUGCUUCCUCUUUUUAUUUUUGAAUACCAUUAACCGCUUUUGUUUUUUGUUUUCUACUUACCAUGAAGCUCUUGUCACAUCAUCUGCGUUGUGUGAUCUCUUCAGACGAAAUUAUUUCCACAGGCAUUCAGCAACAUGCAGAGGAAUAACUGGUGGCUCUUCUGGUGGCUGCUCCUGUAUUUGAUGUCCUUUGACAUCACCUGUAAACAUCCUGGUAAACCUGGCUCUGAACAUCACAAUCCAAAUCAAAGCCAAUUGAAGAAUAACAACGUAAAUCAAAGAAAAAAAAAUAAAAUACCAGCUUCGGAUGUCAAGCGUUCUAUGGCGGACGUAAACAGCUUUGUAAAGAAAGGGAGCAGCGAUGACGUUUUCGAAACUGUGAAGAGUCUAGAGGAGCUUCUGGACCAAGUGGAAGUGAAUGAAACGAUGAUCAUCUCUCUCAGUCACUUGGUGGCUCUUCUUCAGAAGCCCAAAGGCCCCUUCAAAGGCCUCGAAUUUUAUGGCAGUCAGAGUGAGGCGAACGACAAAAACACUGUCCCCAACAGCACAGUGAGCGUUCGACUGCCCAGAGAGGUGGACGUUGGAUCAGACAACACCAUUGCGUUUUGCUUGCUUACCUGGCCGGAAGGGAAUGGGACACUGGCAGCCGCAGAUGACCUGUAUGAGAACAGACUGGUUGGCCUUUAUGUGCACGGCAAGACUAUUUCAGGACUACAGGAGCGCGUCAACAUCACCAUGGUUCUUACUAAGGCCAUUAAUGAGACGCAAGAACCAACGUGUGUGUUCUAUAAUUUUUCACGAAAAGUAUAUAGCAGGGACGGCUGCCUAACCCUGUGGGAAAGAGGUCAGGGUCACAUCACCUGCUCCUGUGACCACCUCACAUACUUCGGUGUGCUCGUGGUGUCUGCUUCCAUCUCCCCUAGAGACCAGGAGAUCCUGACAUACAUCAGUCAGAUUGGCUGUGGUCUUUCUCUCUUUGCCCUGGUCACCGCUGUUUUCAUCUUCAUCACAAACAGAACGGUCAGGGCAGAUGUCUCCAUGAAGAUCCACAUCAGUCUGGCCGUUGCCCUGAUCCUCCUCAACCUGCACUUCCUCCCCAGCCAGACAGUGGCGGCGCAGGCCUCCACUGGGCUUUGCAUUUACAUGGCUCUUUCCCUUCACUACUCCCUGCUGGCCACUUUCGCCUGGAUGGCGUUGGAGGGGUUCCACGUCUACAUCCUACUAGUGCGAGUCUUCAAUAUCUAUGUCAAGAGAUACCUGCUCAAACUCAGUGUGGUGGGAUGGGGUAUUCCUGCAGUCAUCGUGUCCCUGGUGGCCGUCAUAGACAGAGGAGCAUAUGGUCGUGUUGCCCUGGACUCAUCUAACCCCAAUAGCACUUUAAUAUGCUAUAUAACCAAUGACACAGUAAAGGUCGUGACCACAGUGGGAGCAUUUGGCUUGGUGUUCAUCUUUAACAUGAUCAUGUUUGGGGUGACAGUCAUACGUGUUAUGAGUCUCCGGCCUAUCAAAGAGCAUGGGCAGAGUGACCGUGACAGAGCCAAGCGAGACAUCUGCACCCUGCUGGGGGUCUCCACUCUGCUCGGCAUCACCUGGGGCCUGGUCUUUUUCUCGUUUGGCUACCUGACGGUUGCCGGCCUCUACACCUUCUGCAUCCUGAACUCACUGCAAGGCGUCUUCAUCUUGCUGUGGUUUGUGAUGUCUCUGAAAAAGUACAGAAGCUCAGCCACAGCGACGAGCAGCGUAACACGCAGCACCAAUAGCUAAGGCCGGACUCAGCUCAUAGUAUCAAGAUGUGCGUGCGUGUGUGUGUGUGUCGCGAUAUCUAAUGUAAGUGAAUAUUAAAUGUAAAAACACAAUUCACAGUUUCAUAGCUUUUUCAUACCUUUCACCCUCCAGGGCGACUGUGGCUCAGGCCGUACAGUCGUUCGCCCACCAACCCAAAGAUUGGCGGUUCGAUCCCAGCCUCUGCCAGUACACAUGCCGUUGUGUCCUUGGGCAAGACACUUAACCCUAACUUGCCUCUGACGGCUCUUCCCACACUGUAUGAUUGUGACAGAAAAAUGCCUGGUAAAUAGCAGCGCUGUAUGAAUGUGGGUGAAUGUGACUUUCCUGUAAAGCGCUUUGAGUGGUCUAUAUGACUAGAAAAGCGCUACAUAAAUACAGUCCACUUUACCAUCCUUAACAUAACCUGGUGUGCUUAUAGAAACUUAUUUUUCUCCCUGGGCAAAAAAAAAAAUAGGAGCAUGCAUUUUUUUUCAGGAUGUUGCAGUACAAAUAUAUAUAUUUAAAUUAUAUAUUAAUUUACCGCUCUACCCUGUGAGGUGUACAAAUGAAAGGAAAAUGCAGAAAGAUGAAGCAGAAAACUACAGUAGAUGCAGAUUGUUUGUUCUCCUCCAAAUGUGAUACGGGUUCAACCGAAACUCACCGGACGUCGAUUGCGUGUAAUAGCCUGUGGCCAUACACCUGCAGCACGGAGAAAAAUGGAUAAUCUGUUGCAUUUGAAAUACGGAUUCAUGAACAUGUUCACCAUAUUUUCUUUUGUUGUAACAUUCAUCAUAUUUUUUCUUUAUAUCUGUAUAAUAUUUUCUUCCCACUGAAAGUUUGUGUGUAUGUAUCUUUUAAUGUGAAUUUAUUUUUACCAGUCACAAAAACUGUCAAUAAACCUAAUAUACAAGAAGA